Mesitornis unicolor (brown roatelo) is the source of this 1322-nucleotide messenger RNA. It is a transcript of the gene PIAS1, whose product is annotated as protein inhibitor of activated STAT, 1. The record is from RefSeq and is a predicted model, not a curated record. Gene Ontology annotation, biological process: protein sumoylation; regulation of transcription by RNA polymerase II. The annotation marks the transcript as partial. Gene Ontology annotation, molecular function: zinc ion binding; transcription coregulator activity; SUMO ligase activity. The transcript is spliced from 9 exons. NCBI's taxonomy places the organism in Eukaryota, Metazoa, Chordata, Aves, Mesitornithiformes, Mesitornithidae.
AGUUGGAAUUCCCUUCCUCCCCUUCCCGUAAGAUCAGUCGCAUGUCUCAACUGGUGCGCUCUACCUUUCCUGGAGUCCUCGUGGUGGUUUUUACACAAGCUGUUUCAAGAAACUACUCCAUGGCAGUCUAUCUCGUGAAGCAGCUGUCCUCGACGGUGUUGCUGCAGAGAUUGCGAGCAAAAGGCAUACGAAACCCCGACCACUCGAGAGCGCUGAUUAAAGAGAAGCUGACUGCCGAUCCGGACAGCGAAAUAGCAACAACAAGCUUAAGAGUUUCUCUGCUUUGUCCACUUGGUAAAAUGCGGCUAACCAUACCAUGUAGGGCCCUGACUUGCUCACACCUGCAGUGUUUUGACGCCACCUUGUACAUCCAAAUGAAUGAAAAGAAACCAACUUGGGUCUGCCCUGUCUGUGACAAGAAGGCUCCCUAUGAACACCUCAUCAUUGAUGGGUUGUUCAUGGAGAUCCUGAAGUACUGUACAGACUGUGAUGAAAUUCAGUUUAAGGAGGAUGGAUCAUGGGCUCCUAUGAGAUUGAAGAAGGAAGUGCAGGAAGUAACUGCAUCUUACAACGGAGUUGAUGGAUGCAUAAGCUCUUCCUUGGAACAUCAGGUGUCUUCUCACCAACAGUCAAAUAAGAAUAAGAAAGUGGAAGUGAUUGAUUUAACCAUCGAUAGCUCCUCAGAUGAAGAGGAAGAAGAACCAUCUGCAAAGAGAAGCUGUCCUUCCAUAUCUCCAGCAUCGCCGUUAAAUAACAAGGGCAUUUUAAAUUUACCCCAUCAAGCAUCUCCUGUGUCAAGAACACCAAGCCUUCCUGCUGUCGACACCAGCUACAUCAAUACAUCACUUAUCCAGGACUACAGGCAUCCAUUCCAUAUGACACCUAUGCCUUACGACUUGCAAGGUUUAGAUUUCUUCCCUUUCCUGUCAGGAGACAAUCAGCAUUACAACACAUCCCUUCUUGCCGCUGCAGCCGCGGCGGUUUCCGCCUCAGAUGAUCAAGAACUCUUACACUCUCGUUUUUUCCCAUAUACUUCAUCUCAGAUGUUUCUCGAUCAGCUAAAUGCAGGAGGAAGCAGUUCUCUGCCGGCCACAAAUGGUAGCAAUAGUGGCAGUAACAGCAGUCUUGUUUCCUCCAACAGCCUGCGAGAGAAUCAUGGUCAUCCAGUUGCAAGUAGGAGCAGCACGGACACGGCCUCUAUCUUUGGUAUCAUACCAGACAUUAUUUCAUUGGACUGAUUUUUUUUUCUUUUUUUGGAGUGAACGAACUCGGCGGAGGAAAAUCUUUGUGCUUGGUUUUACUUUAUGUUAGAAACAUAGACG